Astyanax mexicanus (Mexican tetra) is the source of this 2180-nucleotide messenger RNA. RefSeq names its product zinc finger protein 239-like. The transcript is spliced from 2 exons. Gene Ontology annotation, biological process: regulation of transcription by RNA polymerase II. The record is from RefSeq and is a predicted model, not a curated record. Gene Ontology annotation, molecular function: RNA polymerase II cis-regulatory region sequence-specific DNA binding; DNA-binding transcription factor activity, RNA polymerase II-specific. The coding region runs from base 187 to 1074 and encodes 295 amino acids. Lineage: Eukaryota; Metazoa; Chordata; Actinopteri; Characiformes; Acestrorhamphidae.
AGCCACCGUACCUCAGCAGCGGUCUGUGUGUUUCUGUGCUGCGGAAAUGAAAAUAUUCCCCUGAAAUUCAUCACCAACAACCAGGAUAUUUAACUAAGAGCAGUGUUAAACUGCUGAAAGAGGUGAAGCAGAAGCCGUCCUGAAGAAUCUCCAGAACACACAGAAAUUGUUGCAUUUAACAGACAAAUGAAGCCAAGUCCCGACAUGGAGAAACAUCAGCACUCUGUCAAGAGUUUUACUAAACAGAGUGAUCUCAAAAAACACCGGCGCAUUCACACAGGAGAGAAACCGCAUCACUGCUCAGACUGUGGGAAGAGUUUUACUAAACAGAGUGAUCUCAAAAAACACCAGCGCAUUCACACAGGAGAGAAACCGUAUCACUGCUCAGACUGUGGGAAGAGUUUUACUGAACAGAGUACUCUCAAAAAACACCAGCGCAUUCACACAGGAGAGAAACCGUAUCACUGCUCAGACUGUGGGAAGAGAUUUACUACAAAGAGUCAUCUCAAAAUACACCAGCGCAUUCACACAGGAGAGAAACCGUAUCACUGCUCAGACUGUGGGAAGAGAUUUACUCAACAGAGAGAUCUCAAAAUACACCAGCGCAUUCACUCAGGAGAGAAACCGUAUCACUGCUCAGACUGUGGCACAAGUUUUAAUCAACUGGGGACUCUCAAACUGCAUCAGCGCAUUCACACAGGAGAGAAACCGUAUUACUGCUCAGGCUGUGGGAAGUGUUUUACUCAACAGAGUACUCUCAUAAAACACCAGCGCAUUCACACAGGAGAGAAACCGUAUCACUGUUUAUACUGUGGGAAGAGUUUUAAUCAACAGAGUCAUUUCAAAAUACACCAGCGCAUUCACACAGGUGAGAAACCGUAUCACUGCUCAGACUGUGGGAAGAGUUUUACUAAAAAGGGUACUCUCAAUAAUCACCAGCGCAUUCACACAGGAGUGAGACCAUAUUACUGCUCAGAAUGUGGGAACAGUUUUACUCAGCAGAGUCAUCUCAAUAAACACCAGCGCAUUCACACAGGACAGAAAACUAUCCCAAAUUUGUCUCACGGCAAUUAAAAUCUUUUGGACAGAACACCUUAAUCCUACAUGUUCCACCAGAAACAAACAUGAACUGAAUUUAAUAAUGGAUUUUACAGGUUCAGCAAAAUGAAUCUUAUCCAGCAAUCAUGUUUAUUGAAUUCCAUGUUGUGUUUUCUCGUAUGUUUGAUAUUUCAGGACAUUCUUUGUGAGACAGAGCUCAGUUUUUAGAUUAGAUUAGAUAAUACUUUAUUGUCAGAUCCAUGAUCUGAAAUUUGUUUUGCAUAAAAACAGUAGCUCCGUUACAACAUCAUACAUUAACAACACAACAUAUAAGGGCACAAACAACCAUUAUAAAAGGGGAAAAAAAAAGAAAAGGGUAGUUUCGGUAGUUACGGUAAGAGUUCAGUUCUGGAGAAGGGAAGGUCAUUCGAAUGAGGGCACUGUCAAGUAUUCAAGGAGAUUUUAUUGUCAUUCGCAUCACAUGUGAAUCAGAAACACUCAUCCUCAGCGGCAGCAGAUCAAGCUUGUUAUCCAAAGAGCGGAAGUUGGGUCCGAACUGACGUAAAAACAGCUCAAAAUAGGGUGUUAGCUAGGAGCGUGAGAAGCCGCUGCACUACUGUGCGUCGCCAUCUUGCAUCUUACAUUCAGUGCUUGCACCAGAUGUUAGAUUAGCAUAACUUAGCCUUUAAAAUGUAGAUGUCGUAGUUUUAAGGAGUAAAGUAGGAUUCUUAGCUUGCAACUAAAUGUUUAGGACCAAACCUAUAACCUAAGGUCCAUCCAUAUGAAAGGAGAAGGGGAAAACACCACCAGAGCCACAGAGAGAGUAAGGUUGCAGGCUCAUUCACUCCCUCUGCUGGUGUUCUCAUUUGUCUAUGAUUCAGUCUCUCUGAUUAAAAAUGUGUUACUAUAGAGGGAUAUAGGUGAUUAUUUGGUUGCAUUGUAUUAGUCAAGUUUUAUACUCUCAUCAUUCCCUUAUUGAGUAUUAUAUGUUGCUGAAGGUUUUUUAUUCUUCAAAUUUACUAAGAACAUCUAAAUUAUUUAGUAUCUUAAUAGUUUUUAUCCAGUACCAACAAUUAUCUUUGUAUUGCUUCACCUCUAUAUUUACUCUUCUGUGUGUUUUAAUAAAAGGCUUUUAUAUUGCA